Rhagoletis zephyria (snowberry fruit fly) is the source of this 2450-nucleotide messenger RNA. RefSeq names its product CTP synthase (gene Ctps). The record is from RefSeq and is a predicted model, not a curated record. Gene Ontology annotation, biological process: CTP biosynthetic process; pyrimidine nucleobase biosynthetic process. NCBI's taxonomy places the organism in Eukaryota, Metazoa, Arthropoda, Insecta, Diptera, Tephritidae. Gene Ontology annotation, cellular component: cytoplasm; cytoophidium. Gene Ontology annotation, molecular function: identical protein binding; CTP synthase activity.
AUCGAAGUUCGUGUCCCUAAGAAGCGCCAUCGCUAAUUGUGUUCUCAUUUAUGUAAAGUGUGAAAGAAUUCAUAUUCAAACAUGUGUUCGUUGUUGAAAAAGGUACAUGUAGUGCAACGACGCCAUUAAUUGUUUGAUAUUAGCAAACGAUUAUUAAUCAGCAUAUGCAGUGAAAUCUUUGGAAAACUUGGAGCCGCGGAAAAUCAUUAACUGUACAAAGAAGUCUACAAAUUUCGCAACCGCGUGCAGCUGUAUCUGGUUUAAAAUAUACGAAAUAAAGUCGAUAGUUAAAUAAAGUUCCCUGUAUACACACUAAAUUUUCUAUUGAAAGGCGGUACUUUGGUCAUUAAUAAAUAAUGAAGUACAUUUUGGUUACUGGCGGUGUUAUCAGUGGCGUUGGCAAAGGUGUUAUCGCAUCAUCCUUCGGAACCCUCUUGAAAUCAUGUGGUCUUAAUGUGACAUCAAUUAAGAUAGAUCCAUACAUCAAUAUAGAUGCAGGAACAUUUUCGCCAUACGAACAUGGUGAAGUUUACGUAUUAGAUGAUGGCGGCGAAGUCGAUUUGGAUUUGGGAAAUUAUGAGCGAUUUCUGGACAUAACUUUGCACCGUGACAACAAUAUAACAACUGGUAAGAUCUACCAAAAAGUUAUUGAGAAAGAACGGACCGGUGAAUAUUUGGGUAAAACUGUGCAAGUUGUACCUCACAUUACUGAUUCCAUUCAGGAGUGGGUAGCUCGGGUAGCACAACGCCCAGUACAAGGAAAUUCACAGCCGCAAGUGUGUAUUGUCGAAUUGGGUGGCACGAUUGGUGACAUUGAGGGUAUGCCUUUCGUUGAGGCCUUUCGCCAAUUCCAAUUUCGUGUGAAACGUGAAAAUUUUUGCGUCGCACAUGUCUCGCUUGUGCCAUCGCCACGUUCCACCGGUGAACCGAAAACAAAGCCCACCCAGAGCUCUGUGCGUGAAUUGCGCGGCUUCGGCUUGAGUCCUGAUUUGAUUGUUUGCCGCUCGGAGAAGCCAAUUGGACUGGAAGUGAAGGAAAAAAUUAGUAAUUUCUGUCAUGUUGCUCCCGAUCAAGUUAUAUGCAUACACGAUCUGAGCUCAAUUUAUCAUGUGCCGCUCUUGAUGGAACAGAACGGAGUGAUAGAGUUUCUCAAUGAGCGUCUGCAGUUGAACAUCGAGGCAGCAAAGCGCGAGAAAUGCUUACAGCAAUGGAAAGACCUGGCACGCCGCUCCGAGACUCUCCGUGAAGAAGUGAACAUUGCCAUAGUCGGUAAAUAUACACGCCUGGAAGACUCCUAUGCAUCAGUGGUGAAGGCACUUCAACAUGCAUCUCUAGCUGCGGGUUUUAAAUUGAAUUUAAAGUUCAUUGAGGCUUGCCACCUGGAGAGUGGGACGCGGGACAAAGACCCUACCAAAUACCAUGAGGCUUGGAUGCAACUUUGUGAUAGUGAUGGUGUUGUGGUGCCAGGUGGAUUUGGUUCGCGUGGCAUGGAAGGAAAAAUUGUUGCAUGCAAUUGGUGCCGUGAAAAACAAAAGCCAAUGCUAGGUAUUUGCCUAGGCCUCCAAGCAGCCGUUAUUGAAUUCGCACGCAAUGUGCUCGGUCUAAAGGAUGCUAAUACUACAGAAAUUGAUCCGAAAACCGGUAAUCCGCUAGUAAUUGAUAUGCCAGAGCAUCACACUGGCCAAAUGGGUGGAACUAUGCGUCUAGGUAGACGUACAACCAUUUUCUCUGAUGAGAAUAGCGUUAUCAAAAUGCUUUACGGAAACCCGAAAACAGUCGAUGAACGACACCGCCAUCGGUAUGAAGUAAAUCCUAAGUAUGUGUCCACAUUGGAGGAACACGGCAUGCGCUUUGUGGGCUAUGAUGACGAGAAAAGACGUAUGGAGAUUGUUGAGCUGCGUGAUCAUCCAUAUUUCGUUGCUACACAGUAUCAUCCAGAAUACUUGUCACGGCCACUUAAACCCUCUCCACCAUUCCUUGGCUUAAUAUUGGCGUCGAAGAAGCGUUUAACCAGCUAUUUGGCGCGUGGCUGUCGUCUAUCGCCACGCCAGCUUUCCGAUGCCUCAUCUGACGAGGAUAUAUCUGCUGAGGAAUGUGAAAGACUCGUAAACGCUGUUAAGCCAUUGCAGUUAAAUGGACAUUUAUCGCCUGUAAAUCCUACGCGUCUUCAGAAUGGUCGCUCUAAGAAUUUUCAGUCGAAUAUCGAGGGGAAAACCAUAGUGGACACUGGACUGAAUGGUGAAAAACCAAAUGGGGAUAUUAAAAUAAACUCAACAACGGAAAACGAGGGCAAUGGAGAUGCACAUUAAAUACCAAUAAGGCCGGACUUCCCUGAAAUACUUUGAAUUAGAUAGUGAAACUUUAAAUGGUGAAUUAUAUUAGAUUUUUUUCUAUUAGAGCACAUCGUCACCUGAAAUGGAAAAAGACGUAACAACAUCGUAACUGAAAUG